Molecule: messenger RNA, 628 nt
Organism: Paramecium octaurelia
Lineage: Eukaryota; Ciliophora; Oligohymenophorea; Peniculida; Parameciidae
Source: the annotation of a GenBank genome assembly
AUAGACUUAUCAUUUAUGGCGAUCAAUCAGCAUCUUUUAAAUAAUUAAGAAAAAGAUGCUCAUACAUAAAUAUAUUAAUAAUUUUGAAGUCCUCUUGCCCUAGGCCUUAUUUAUUAUUUACAAAAGAAAUGACUUUAGUUAGAUCAAUAAUAAGAGGAUUUAAAAUUCAAAUUGUUAAAGGAAAUAAAAUAGACCAUAAUAGCUCUUAGUACUUAAUAAUAAAACUACAUUCCAAAAAUUUAGUAUUCUCAACUCAUAAUUAAAUAUUAAUUUAUUUAGUGAAAUCAAUUUCACAUAGGGUUAUUAUUUAAUUAAAUAUUUAAGAUUAAGCUUAAAUUUAUAAUUAAAAUUUAGAUUCCUUAUGAGUUAUUUAUUUUAUAUACAAAAUUAAGUUAAAAUAAAUCCUUUAAAUAUACAAUAUUAUUAUUUUCCAGUUUUUGAUUUUAUAUUAUGUUAAUAUGAAUAAUUAGAUUUAUCUUAAACUUAGUAGAAGAUUCCGAUUCGAGAGUUGUAGAAAAAAGUAUUAUCAUUUGAAACCAGAAAUUAAAAAGAAUUUUAUCCAAAGUAAAUUGGCAGGGAUUAAGAUAACAAAUAUUUUUAAGGUCCUUAAAAAGUUAAUUUCUUUUGA